This is a messenger RNA of Mollisia scopiformis, 641 nucleotides long. RefSeq lists its product as uncharacterized. The coding region runs from base 164 to 553 and encodes 129 amino acids. The transcript has a single exon. NCBI's taxonomy places the organism in Eukaryota, Fungi, Ascomycota, Leotiomycetes, Helotiales, Mollisiaceae. The record is from RefSeq and is a predicted model, not a curated record.
CAAUCGAUAGUCCAUACAUGACACUCAGUCAUCGGUGGGGAACAGCACAAUUUCUGCGCUUGACGACGGAGACCGCCAACGAGUUGUAUACAGGCAUUGAGACUACGAAGCUUGCGAGAACAUUCCAAGACGCAGCUGUAGUUGCAAGAGCUCUUGGGCUAUUAUGGGAGAUAUAUAUGCUGGAGGAAGCUGUAACAUUGCAGCUAUCGCGUCGGAAGACUGCAAUGCUACGGCUAUUCCUUCAAAUGAUGUCGAUGGGUUGCUGGACGAACCUUGCGAGAUUACUACCAUGUGGAGUAAUCACAACAACAAUCGCUUCAAAAUCCACAGACGAUGGUUAUGGAAAGAGGACGUUGAUGAAACACCUCUGAUGCUUCGUGGCUGGGUUGUCCAAGAGCGAGUAUUGUCACAUCGAAUUUUAUAUCUUGGAAAACGUCAAGUGUUCUGGGAAUGUCAGGAACUGCAAGCUUGUCAAGUCUUUCCUGAAGGAGUUCCGAAUCCGUUCUUCCUGAGAUAUGCUGUCAAAAGAGUCAUCCCGACUCAGUGGCAAUAGCAAAGCCCAAAGAAAACAAGCUCGUAUGAUCUCGAAGGGUCUUCUGAUAGCGUCCGAAACGUCCACAGGUGUUGGUCGAAUGCACUCA